Molecule: messenger RNA, 1592 nt
Organism: Camponotus floridanus (Florida carpenter ant)
Lineage: Eukaryota; Metazoa; Arthropoda; Insecta; Hymenoptera; Formicidae
Product: dehydrogenase/reductase SDR family member 7
Exons: 10
Coding region: 501-1478 (325 amino acids)
Source: RefSeq, a predicted model, not a curated record
UUCAGGCCAGUCUUACGUUUACCUCGCUGGAGAACGGAACGAAUCAUUGACCGCAUUCAGCGGAUUCGAUAGUUGAACAAUUUUAUUUUAGAUAAACAACAAUUCAUCUGUUACAUUUUUAUAUGAAAUUGUUGAGUUCCUUGAAUGCUGAGGCCAAUCACUCGCUGUGUAACCAACAAAUCAAUGUCGAGUUGAUAAGACGAUCACUCAAUAAUUGUUCUGUUGAAGCUGGUCAAUGGUUUGACUUGACGUAGGACUCCUUAGGUCUCCAUCUACAAGUUUCACAAGUCUAUGGCUGAAAUGAACACACGCUUGCCAUUCUUAUUCAGCGUGCUCGAUUCUCCUGCAUUAUUCUCGCCAAGGCCUGCGACGAAGUGAUCACGCACAGCAUCGCGUGUUUCCUCCACACAUUUAGUGAAUUGGUUUUUCAUUAAUUAGAGCGAGUGAUGUACUAGAGGAGAGAAAUACAUACAGAGAUAUUAUUUUUCGAAUCGGAUAAUAUGGCUUUUUUCGCAACUAUUGGACUGUUAAGUGUAUUCUACUAUAUCGCCUACCUAAUUUUACCCUCCAUUUUGGACUGUGACCUCUUGCUCAGAUUUAAGGAGAUAUUCGGCAAGCCAAUAUCUUCUUUGAAAGGCAAAGUCGUAUGGAUAUCAGGUGCAUCCAGCGGUAUCGGAGAGCAAUUAGCCUACGUGUUAGCCAAAGCUGGCUGUAAAUUAAUAUUGUCCGCUCGAAGGGUCGCUGAAUUGGAACAAGUGAAGAAGAGAUGUCUGGAAGAAAACAAAUAUUUGAACGACGACGAUGUGGAAGUGUACCCUUUGGAUGUGCUUAAUCUGGACUUGCAUGAAAAAGCGUUCCUACACGUGAUCAACAAAUUUGGCAAAUUGGAUAUCCUCGUUAAUAAUGCUGGUCGGAGUCAACGAGCGCAGUGGGAAAACAUUCAAGUAGAAGUCGAUAGAGAAAUGUUUGAAUUGAACGUAUUGUCCAUUGUAUCUUUAAGUAGACUAGCAGUUAAACAUUUUUUACAAACAGGCAAUGGCCAAAUUGUCAUCAACUCUAGCGUCGCUGGAUUUUUACCGGUAGUUAUGUCAGGGUCAUAUAGUGGUACUAAACAUGCGUUACACGGCUAUUUUAAAUCCUUAGUGCUAGAACACUUUAGAAAUAUCGAUGUGACAAUCGUUUGUCCGGGUCCGAUACAGACAAAUUUUCUGGCCGAAAGCUUUACCGAACAAUCUGGUGUAAAAUACGGUAUAAAGACGGAAAAAGACCAAAAUAAAGUAAGCGCAAAACGUUGCGCAACUUUAAUGGGCGUAGCGAUUGCGAAUAAGAUGGACGAAGUAUGGAUCGCCAAACCGGCCGUGUUGCGAUUGCUCUACAUACUUUAUUGUUUCCCAAAUGUUGGAAAAUGGUUGGUGAUGACUCUAGGCGCAAAAUAUCUAAUGAAAUUACGGGAUGCUAAGGUUUCCAGUCAGAACUAAUUGCCAUCUUUAAAAUAGCGUAAUGAUAAUUAGUACUUUAAAAUGUAUUAAUAUAUAUUCUCCUGGACAAAAUUAACGCAUAAUUUUUUUUCAUUUUUUCUUUAAAAGCUGAUA